Molecule: messenger RNA, 948 nt
Organism: Aplysia californica (California sea hare)
Lineage: Eukaryota; Metazoa; Mollusca; Gastropoda; Aplysiida; Aplysiidae
Exons: 1
Coding region: 1-948 (315 amino acids)
Source: RefSeq, a predicted model, not a curated record
AUGGGUCUGCAGAACAAGUCACAGUCAGAGCAGGUCAGUACUCUACUGUACACUAUGGGGGAGGUAACCGACGACAUCCUCACGACUUUGUCAGUCGAGGAAAGCACCACUACAUACACAGAAGUGAUAGAGGCGUUUGAUGCUCACUUUGAUGCACGCAAGAAUAUCAUUUUCGCUAGUGCAAAAUUCAACAAACACACCCAGUUACCGGGAGAGAGUGUCGAUAUAUUCAUCCAAGACUUGCACAGGUUUGCAGAUGACUGCAGCUAUGGAGCCCUCAAAGAUAAGCUCAUAAAAGACAGAAUAGUUGUCGGAGUAAAGGACGAUGACCUGUCCAAACAGCUCCAAUUGAAGCUCAAACUCACUCUCAGUGAGGCUAUACAAAUAAGCCGACAAGCUGAAGCACGAGAUGAAAGCCAGACACUCCUACGACCUCGAGUUGAGCUAGUCACAACAAAACCACACAACAUGCGUAGUGCGUCGAUUGCUUCAAGGCCUCCACACAAACCACACACUCCACACACAGGUUCCAAGAGAUCUUGUGGAUACUGUGGUCACCUCCCUAGCCACAAACGAGACGCCUGCCCUGCCAAGUCUGCAGUCUGUGGUUCCUGUGGCAAGAGAGGCCACUAUAAAGCAGUUUGCCGUAGUCACCCUAAAGUUCAGGAAGUCGCAGUCAACUCCUACCACUUAGCUGAGGUCCUAGACUUUUUAGGUUCCAUCACUGUGAACGAAGUCGACAGCUCAGAUGAGUGGUCUGCAAUCAUCAAGUUGAAUUCCGUCCAAACAAAGUUCAAGCUUGAUACUGGUGCUGCAGUCUAUCUCAUCGGAGACAGAAGGGUGGACAUAAGUCAACCUCUCAAUAGCUGCAGCAAAAUUCUAAAAGGCCCUGGUGACACAACUCUGUCUACUCUUGGCACCUUUGAGGCUGAUCUAAAGUUCACAUAA